This is a messenger RNA of Dichotomopilus funicola, 1152 nucleotides long. RefSeq lists its product as uncharacterized. The coding region runs from base 1 to 1152 and encodes 383 amino acids. The transcript has 2 exons. Gene Ontology annotation, cellular component: nucleus; proteasome regulatory particle, lid subcomplex; cytosol. The record is from RefSeq and is a predicted model, not a curated record. Gene Ontology annotation, biological process: ubiquitin-dependent protein catabolic process. NCBI's taxonomy places the organism in Eukaryota, Fungi, Ascomycota, Sordariomycetes, Sordariales, Chaetomiaceae. Gene Ontology annotation, molecular function: structural molecule activity.
AUGAAUGUCGACACGAUCUCCGACUUCCUCGCCGAGCAGCGGGAUGAAGCACCCGAGGAGCUGCAGCCUCUUGUACUCGAGUUUGAGACGCUAUGGGAACGCAAGCUAUGGCACCAGCUCACGAACCAGCUGAUCGAGUUCUUCAACCACCCCGGCAGCGCACCCCAGCGCUUACAGUUUUAUAAGGUCUUCGUACUGAAGUUCGCCGACAAGAUCAACCAGCUCAAGCUUGUUGACCUUGCCCUGAAGGCAGCCACACAAUGUAGAGAUAACCAGGAACGCUUGUCCUUCAUGGAGGCUGUCGUCAAGAAGGUGGACAACGAAGAAUCGCAAGAUGCUUUGGUAUUUGCCACGAUCGCCGUUGCCCGUGUAAAGCUCGACCUCAACGAUCUCGACGGCGCGAGGAAAGACCUAGACCGAGCAGAACAAGUGCUGGAUAGCUUCGACUCGGUCGAGACGAUUGUGCACGCCGCAUUCUACCGCGCCAACGCCGACUACUACCAGGCCAAGGCUGACUUUGGCUCCUACUAUCGCAAUGCCCUUUUAUACCUGGCCUGCAUCGACAUCAAGUCUCUCUCGGCCAACGAGCAGCGCAGCCGCGCAUACGACCUAUCGAUCGCCGCGCUGGUGAGCACGAGCAUUUACAACUUUGGCGAGCUCCUGCUCCACCCGAUCUUGGACGCGUUAUCCGAGGAGCGCCCCGAGGACAAGUGGCUCCGCGAUCUCCUGUUUGCCUUCAACCGCGGCGACCUAGCCGCAUACGACGUGCUGUCCGGCCACAUUAAAUCGAACCCACUCCUCACGCAACAUAGCCGCCAGUUGCGGGAGAAAAUCUACCUAGCAGCCUUGACCGAGGCCGUCUUCCGUCGCCCUCCGCACGACCGCGCUAUGACCUUCGCCACGAUUGCCGCUGAAACCAAGGUGCGCCCCGGUGAAAUUGAGCACCUUAUUAUGAAAGCCCUGAGCCUAGGCCUGCUGCGCGGCACCAUCGACCAGGUGGAUCAAGUUGCCCACAUCAAUUGGGUCCAGCCCAAGGUGCUGGAUAUGAAGCAGAUUGAGAAUAUGCGGGGGCGGCUAAAGGAGUGGGACUCGAGUGUCAAUCAACUGGGCAACUGGAUCGAAAAUGUUGGGCAGGAUGUAUGGGCGGCGUAA